Culex quinquefasciatus (southern house mosquito) is the source of this 1467-nucleotide messenger RNA. RefSeq lists its product as uncharacterized. The record is from RefSeq and is a predicted model, not a curated record. The transcript has a single exon. Bases 1 to 1467 code for a protein of 488 amino acids. Lineage: Eukaryota; Metazoa; Arthropoda; Insecta; Diptera; Culicidae.
AUGGACAUAGUGACGCGAUGCUAUGACGAGUACAAUACUUUCCAAAACUUGAUUCACGCGCUUCCUCUCUCGGAUAAUCUACGUACGGAGCACGAAGAAAAGUACGUUGAGUUCGAAUCGCUGUACACGGAUACGGCGGUCAGGCUGAGUACACUCAUCGAGCGUGCCACGAAGCCGGUUCCAGCUCCUGUGCCGAACGCGUCUGCGGUCGCCCUCCGACAAGCCGAGCGCCUCAACCUUCCGGCGUUGCAAGUCCCGCUGCCGACCUUCGACGGGUCGUAUGAGAAAUGGUAUUCCUUCAAAGCGAUGUUUACCACGAUCAUGAACCGUUACCAGCACGAAGAACCGGCCCUGAAGCUGUACCAUUUACGGCGCUGUCUGGUCGACAAGGCGGAGGGGAUCAUCGAUCAAGAAAUUAUCGACAAUAACGACUACGAUGCCGCCUGGCUGCUCUUGAAACAACAGUACGAGGACAAGCACAUAAUCGUAGACAAGCACGUCGACAACCUGUUCAACCUGCCGAGGAUCAGCCAAGAGAGCGCGACCAACAUGCGGAAGAUGAUCAACGUCUGCACCAAGAACGUGGAGGUGCUGAAGAAGCAGAACUUGCUGGCCGUUUGGCUCGGCGAACAGAUGCUCGUGAACCUGAUCGCUGCGAAGAUGGACAAGAAGCUGCGGGUCGCUUGGGAAGCUCGCCAGAAGAAAGACGUGCUGUCGACGUACGACGCGACGAUGGAGUUCCUGCAGGAGCAGUGCCGGAUCUACGAGAAGUUCGACACGAAACCCGCGAUGGAGAGUGCUAAACCGAAAGCGGUGGCGCGGAGCCACACGCUGGUGACAAGUGAAACGAAAAGUGAACUGAAGUGCGCUGUGUGCAAGGCAAACCAUGAACUCUGGAAGUGUGAUGCUUUUAAGCAAAAGAGUGUGAGUGACAAGUACGAAGUACUGAAGAAGUGCGGAGCCUGUUUCAACUGCCUUGCAAGAGGCCAUCGAACCAGGGCGUGUUCGUCGAGGACGUGCCAGGAGUGCGGACGAAAGCACCACACGUUGCUCCAUACCGAGGACACGUCAAGCCAGACCUCCAGCAGUGCGACUUCCACGAAACCAGCAGAAGUCACGACACCAGUCGUGAAGUCCGGAAACCAGGUGACCAGCACCCCAGCAGGAACGUCUACGACGCUGUGCGCAAGCGCUGUUAUCGCCGACAAGCAAACCCUCCUCUCGACUGCCGUUGUCUUGGUCGACGGCGUGGGCAGCACUCCCUACCCGUGCCGAGUGCUGUUGGAUUCUGCCUCGCAGAUGAACUUCGUGACGGACCGUUUCGCCAACCUCCUCUCGCUAAGAACGACUCGCGCUGACUUCACGGUCAGUGGCCUGAACGGCAAUAAAACUCGAACGACGGACAAGUCUCGCCUCGGAGACUUUUCGGCCAGCCUGGAUCUGCUGGUAACCCCGGAUCACCGGUGA